GUCCUGGCGACGUGUAAACCAAUUUAUUGAUCUCAGUAUGUCGAAGAGGAGUGUGCGCUCUCAGCUCAGAAAGCCAGCCGCAUCCUGGGCUGCCUCCAAAUCAGCGUGGGCAGCAGAGCGAGAGGGGGGAUUGUGCCCCUUUGCUCCCCUCUGGUGGGACUCCACCUGGAGUGCUGCAUCCGGCUCUGGCAUCCACUACAGGAAGGACGUGGACGUGUUGGAGCAAGUCCAGGAAAGGGCCGUGAAGUUUACAAGGGGACUGAAGAACUUCCCCCACAAAGGCUAAGAAAGUCGUAGCUGUUCAGUCGUAGAGAAUAGCAGAUACAAAUUGAAAGAGGAGAAAUGUAGCUUAGUUAUUGGGAAGAAAUUAUUUACUGUGGGGAUGGUGAGCUGCUGGAACAGGUUGCCCAGGGAGGUUGUGGAUGCCCCCUGGCACUGUUCAAAGCCAGGCUGGACAAGGUCAUGAGCAACCCAGUCCAGUGGGAUGUGUCCCUGCCCUUGGCAGGAGGAUGUUUCGACUAGAUGAUCCUGAAGGUCCCUUCCAACCCUUAACAUUCUAUGAUUUUAUGGUUCUAUGAAGAGCUUUAAGUGUGCUUUAUCACACACAGCCUGCAGCUUGAUUCUCUAAAUGCUUAUUUGUUUCCAUGUAUACCUGAGGAGUUCAUUUUCCAUGAGGUGUGACUCUUGUCUUCAGGACCAUUCUUGUUUACCUGUUGUGCCUUCAGGAAUCUUGUUAAGCCUUCCAGACAGGGAAUCUAGUUCUAUGCCACCAGCUGCACCCUGAGCUGGGACAGCAGCUGCCUUUGGGUGAGUGCUGCUCUCUGGGCUUCAGUGAGGGCUGAUGACAUUUUGCUAGUUGGAAAGAGUGAUCCAUGAGAGGAGGUCCUUGCACUCACUUAAGCUGGCUUUUUUGAUAGCUUUCCCUUGCAAGGGAUAGAAUGGAAGAGAUUAACACCUGACAAACAAACACCAUACUAUUAUUUUUUGGUUAUUAACAGCAACCCUGCACCUCUCUGCCUGUAAGUGGGGAAGGUUCAUUGUGGGGCCAGCACAAGAUGCCAGCGGUUUGAGCACCUAUCUGUGAUGGACAUGGAAACAAUCCCUUGCAGAGGAACCAACAGCUCCCUCCCAGUCAGACUUGGACAAAAAAUUUCAGCAAAAAGUUGUUUUCAAGGGAGAAAUCCCCUGAAGCCCAUAGGUUCUACCACAGACCAUUCCUUUUGGCAUCAGAAAGGCUUGACACUUGGAUACCAAGCUGACUUUUCCUCAGAGACUGUUAAAACAGAACUGUUGCAUUCCGUUUGGCUGAUCCACAAAGCCAUGGAUGUAAAAUGGUGCUGUGUUGACAUUUUAGAGAAGUCUCUCUCAGAGCUCCAGGAAAGUCUGUUCUCUGGGAUUCUGACAAGAACAUGGUCUCCAGAGCAUUUCCAGGCAGGUCCUUCUCAGAGAUUGUGGUAGGGGCUAAAGAGAACCCCCCCCUCCUGUUUUCUGCAACUUAUCCUGAGGCAUGGGCAAGUGCUACAUGUAGCACACUGGCAACACCAGGCCUGAACUUGGGUGACAGAAGCAAAGUAAAACUAUUGCUAAAGGCUCCAUCACCCACAGGUUUCUCUUCCACGUCUAACAAAGCAGCUAACAAGAUUUUUUUAAGGUACUUCUGAAGAACUGCAGUUGCCUGCAGGGAAUCUUUUCUGCUCACCACAGCUGCUCUGGUGCCUCCUGCCAGAGAAAGAAAAUCCAUCAGAAUUAUCUGCACCCUGUGAAGGAGCCCAAUACACCUCCGUUCCUAAAACAUCUGAGGACUCCUGCAGGGAGAGCAGCUGGGAGCUGUGUUUUCCUAAUCACAGUAGUCAACUGAAUCAACAUGUUCUGGCAGUAUUUGCAGGUCAGAUGCCAGGCUAUACUGGUGAAACUCCCUUGUCUGAUCUGCAAUCCUCCCAGUCCUCUUCUUCCAGGGGCAGCACAGAUGCCAAGAUUACCUCAGAUUACCUCCAACACAGUUUGCCAGGUUUAAAAAUCUGAUUCAUAGCUAAACCCAUAUGCUUAGGUUUCUAUGAGCAUGGUUCCAGAGAUGAUCAGGCAGAGCUAUGAUAAAAACCUUGGUCAAAGUGACCAAGGUCAAGGUUCCCCUUUUUCCUUUGACUUUCUGUUCCUCCAAGGGCUGGGAAGUGUCCAAAGGCAGUUUUUCUAUGUAGCAUUUUACCAGUGAGGUUUCCCACAGCUGGCACUCCCAUCCAAAGUGCACUGGGGAUUUUACCACAGCCUUCUCCCAUCUCCCUGCAAAGACUGUGAGAGCUCUUCCUGUACUGAGGCAUUCCUGAGCAGGCACACAGGCAUGGGGAAUGGAGAGCAGCACUGUUCACUGGAGAGCAGCAAUGUUCACUGUGCCCUUUCCAGUAUAUUAAGGCUGACCCUUCCCACCUGUCUGGCCAGCUUAAAAUCCUCCAGUGUUCACUUCAGGAACUGAAGUUUCAGACUGGGGAGAUAAGAGAUGUAAAUCCUGCUACUCCUAAACUGAAUCAUUCCUCUGAGAAAGAGUGCUUAAGGCAUUUAGUCCCAACAGCUCUCCUGGCAGCAUCCCUGCAGAUGUUCUGAGAACAUAGACAUUCCGGGCUCCUUCAAACUCAUCAGGGAGCUGAUAACUUCCUGCUGCAUUUUCUUUCUUUGUGAAGAGGUACCUGCACAAUGCACAGGAAAUUUGGUUUUAUGUUUUGAGGGCUUGUGUGUGUAUGUGUCUGCAUGAGUUGUGAACGUAUAUAUGUGCUUUUCUGUUCAGUUGCCUCCAGCUAAUUUAGUACUUAAUUGAAUCAUAAACUUGGCUUCCAAGAGCAUCCCUGGAAAUGCCAAGAUGGCUUUGUCACACAGCCAUCUCAUACCACAUGGCAGGAACAAGACUUUUGCUGUAGCAUAUGGAACUUGAAGCCUAGAAAAUCGUCUGGAGUUAUCUGGAUAUUUUUGUAAUAACUAACUACUAUUGCAAUUAACUAAUUCUUGGUGAGGCCUUCCAGGGUUUAUGACAGCCUUUGCUUCUUGGAUGACUUCACAUUGCCACAUGGUGGCAGCUGAUCUUUGGACAGUUAGACUUGGCUGAAUAGUCUCAAGACUCAUGUUAUAUCUAAUCCAGUCUAACAAGGACUUCUAUACUGCUCUUCUUCCUUGCCACUGCUUUCCUGUUACUGCUGUUUCCCAUGUGUGAGGUCCAACACCACGGAGGGUGAAAGGAGGAUAAUUCAUCCAGCUGACUGCCUGGGAAGCAUCUCCUUUUUUGAUUCAGUUUGUUUUCUUGUGCACAGGUACUACAGCCUGCGAAUCAGAGGAACGGUUAUUUCACAAACUCUUCUCCCAGUACAACCAGUUCAUUAGACCGGUGGAAAAUGUGUCUGAUCCUGUCACGGUGUAUUUUGAACUGGCCAUUACCCAGCUUACAAAUGUGGAUGAAGUCAAUCAAAUUAUGGAAACAAAUUUGUGGCUAAGACACAUUUGGAAUGACUACAAACUGCGAUGGGAUCCCAGACAAUAUGAUGGCAUUGAAUUUGUUCGGGUACCAGCAGAUAAAAUUUGGAAACCAGAUAUUGUCUUGUAUAAUAAUGCUGUGGGAGAUUUUCAAGUUGAAAGCAAGACCAAAGCCCUCCUUCGCUAUGAUGGAAUGAUCACAUGGACCCCACCAGCUAUUUUUAAAAGCUCCUGUCCUAUGGAUAUUACUUUUUUCCCAUUUGAUCACCAGAACUGUUCACUCAAAUUUGGCUCAUGGACCUAUGACAAAGCCAAAAUUGAUCUUCUGAUCAUUGGAUCCAAAGUAGAUAUGAAUGACUUCUGGGAAAAUAGUGAAUGGGAAAUAGUUGAUGCUUCUGGCUACAAACAUGAUAUCAAAUAUAACUGCUGUGAAGAGAUCUACACAGACAUAACAUAUUCUUUUUAUAUCCGAAGGUUGCCAAUGUUCUACACCAUAAAUCUGAUCAUUCCCUGUCUUUUCAUCUCAUUCCUGACUGUGUUAGUUUUUUACCUGCCAUCUGACUGUGGUGAGAAAGUUAAUCUUUGCAUCUCAGUGCUUCUUUCUUUGACUGUGUUUUUACUGGUGAUCACAGAAACAAUCCCAUCCACCUCUUUAGUAAUUCCCCUAGUUGGUGAAUAUUUACUCUUCACAAUGAUAUUUGUGACUCUGUCAAUUGUCAUCACAGUGUUUGUCCUCAAUAUACAUUACAGGACUCCAAUGACACACACAAUGCCCAAAUGGGUAAAAACUGUCUUUCUUAGCCUGCUCCCCAGAGUCCUGUUGAUGCAGAGGCCACUAGAACAGCAGAAAAAAAACACCUCCAGGAAAAACAAGAAAGUAUCAGACAGUAAGUUAGGCAAGUCAAAGCACAGCAAGCAGAAAGAUACCAAACUGCACAAGGAGCAGCGGUGCAGUCACUGUGAUCAGGCAACUGAGCUCCCCACCACCAAAAGACAGCUGAGCCAUCAGUCACUGAGGUGGAUGGCAGAGCACAUGGAGUACUCCCCAGAGGUGAAGGAUGUCAUUAGCAACGUCCAGUUCAUCGCAGAGAACAUGAGAUCUCAAAACGAAACCAAAGAGGUGGAAGAUGAUUGGAAAUACAUAGCUAUGGUGAUAGACAGAGUAUUUCUCUGGGUAUUUAUAAUCCUGUGUGUGUUUGGGACUGUGGGGCUCUUUAUCCAGCCACUAAUAGCAGAAACAUAAAUCCACUGCUUUUUAUCCACUUUUGCUCUUGUUUCAUUUCCGGUUCAGAAAUUUACCUUCUCUUUCUCUCCUCUAACAUAAUGCCUCUGCUCACCACCUCAUCAGCACCCAGCCAGAGAGGCUCCCAGAACAAUAAAGUAUGUGUUUACAUUCAUGUUUGAAAUCAGACAGAUCUUAAGCAUUUAAUCAUAUUUGAUGACAAAUGGACUUAAUGUUAGAAUGUAGUUACCAUGUGAGUCAUACACAUUUGAAAACUUUGUGCUUCUAAAAUCUCUUAAAAUUAGUUUGAUCUGCCACUUACUUUUCCAUGUGACCAAAGUCGCCUUUACUUCCUGAUAGUGAGUACCAAGACCUUGAUGAGCUUCAGUAGGAUUUCCAAGCCACAUAUGUCAUCAGAUGAACAGCAGCCCUAGUCCACAGAUUCUGCUCUGAAAACUCUUGCUUGCUCAGGCUCAGACAUAAACCCAACAGGGAAGAAUUUGUCCCUGCCUAGCUACUUGUCAUAGACAGAAUUGGUUUGACAGCACUGGAUUGAUCUGAGGUUUAGUGUUUUUAAAACCCAUGACCAACCUAAAUUAUGCAUAUCCCAGCAGGAGAAGGAUGGAUACCGUGAAUCCUUUGCAAAGCUGAGCACCCUGUUUCAAACAGAUGUGCAGUGGUGUUCUGUUUUCUGACUGCUCAUUGGUCUGUGCUGUGUGUGCAAACCUGAAAUUUAUGGCCAUGUCCUGUGGGGCUGAGGUUGCUGCUCUGUAACCAGGUCUCAAUCCUAGUGUGCUUCCUCUUGAAACACUUAGUAGAUGUGUUCCUGAUGUGGUUUCUAUAAAAUGUCGGUGGUUUACCCUUAAGUCCCUCAUUUGUUUAGAUUCCUGUAAGUUUUGUGGUGAAUGGUUCUUCUUUAAAAGGCACCACUAUAAUUAAACCAAAUGGCUCCAAGAAUACAAAGCCCUUCUCUGUUACAAGAGCCUCUAAAUUUAACUGUACAGUGUCAGUGCAGUGCUUUCAGUGUCUGCCAUGCAUCGGUCUAUGCUCUGAACAUCACCAAUCCUUGGAAAGUAAGACUCCCGGUUUCUGAAGUCACUGACUGGCCUUUUACUCUUUUGUGAUGUUUCAUAAUAAAGAGAAUAGGAAUGAAUUAGUGUAUAUAUUAGUGAUAAAGGCAGAAUGACAAGAAUAUAAUUGUCUUAAUUCACCUAGUCAUUAUUGUAGAACAACAAGUAGAAGAAAACUAUUAUUUUCUGUAAUCCUCUGAAUGUUGUUCAAUGAUGUAGCAACUGACAGAUGUAUGAAAAAGCAUGGUUUAUUAUGUCAGUCUGUCAAUUAAAUGUCACUCCUGAGAUACACCUUCUUGAAGAAUUUGUGGUUUGGGGUUUUUUUUUAGAUUUUCCUGUUGUAAAUGUGUUUAUAGAUGCUACUACUGGGUCUUUAAUCAGAAAGAAGGUGAGGG
Molecule: messenger RNA, 6140 nt
Organism: Passer domesticus (house sparrow)
Lineage: Eukaryota; Metazoa; Chordata; Aves; Passeriformes; Passeridae
Gene: CHRNA6
Product: cholinergic receptor nicotinic alpha 6 subunit
Exons: 6
Coding region: 3452-4696 (414 amino acids)
Biological process (GO): nervous system process; regulation of membrane potential; signal transduction
Cellular component (GO): plasma membrane; synapse; neuron projection
Molecular function (GO): transmembrane signaling receptor activity; acetylcholine-gated monoatomic cation-selective channel activity
Source: RefSeq, a predicted model, not a curated record